Messenger RNA from Falco peregrinus (peregrine falcon), 7170 nucleotides. It is a transcript of the gene NPHP4, whose product is annotated as nephrocystin 4. The coding region runs from base 918 to 5099 and encodes 1393 amino acids. Lineage: Eukaryota; Metazoa; Chordata; Aves; Falconiformes; Falconidae. The transcript has 28 exons. The record is from RefSeq and is a predicted model, not a curated record. Gene Ontology annotation, cellular component: cytoskeleton; non-motile cilium; ciliary base. Gene Ontology annotation, biological process: protein localization to ciliary transition zone; negative regulation of canonical Wnt signaling pathway.
CUGGGGCGGGCUGGGGGCGCGGGUGGGCGCAGCGUAAGGUCCCCCGCGGCCUUGGCCACCCACACGUGUAUACAUCCCCGGGUGGGUAUAGGGGCGAGCAGGCCUGCCGAGGGCAACGGGCCCGACCCGGCCUGCCGUGGGCAACGGGUUUGCUGAGGGCAGCGGGCCUGACCCGGCCUAUUGAGGGCAGUGGGCCUGCUGAGGGCAACGGGCCUGACCCGGCCUGCCGAGGGUAGUGGGCCUGCCGAGGUCAGCGGGCCUGACCCGGCCUCUUGAGGGCAGCGGGCCUGACUCGAGGUCAACAGGCCUGACCUGGCCUGCCGAGGGCAGGGGGCCUGCCGGGGGCAAUGGGCCUGACCCAGCCUGCCAUGGGCAAUGGCCCAACCCCACCUGCUGUGUGCCCACACCUGCAGGGAGGCACGGGUGGGUGCCAAGGUGCGCUGACCCGGUGCUCCACAGCACCUGUGGUACAUAUGUAAAUACCUGCAUGUGCACAUGUAGGUGUGUGGGCCUUAGCGGAGGCAUGCAUGUAUGUAUUUGGGUGUCAGUUUGCCUACCCAUGUGUAUGCAGGUCUGUGUAUACAUGCACCUACAUAUGUGGCAAUCUAUAUGUGUGCGUCUGUGGAUCUCUGUGCACGCGCACACUUCUAUAUGCAUGGGCAGCUGUAUGCACCUGUGUAUGUCUUAUGGUAUGGGAGAAGUGGGACUGGUCCCCGCGGGUGACCCAGCUGUGCCCUGGGACUUGGUGAGACACCCAGUUGAGCUGCUCACUCCUAUGGGUGCUGCGGGGCCCAGGAGCCAUCCCAGACGUGUCCCGCUCAGUGUGCCAUCCCGCUGUGUGCCUUUCCUGCUGUUUUCCAGCCCAGCGCUCGCCCUAGCCAACGCCGGGAGGGAGAGGUGACCUUUGGGGGAACAGGAUGAGCGAGUGGGAGCGGGUGUUUCUGCAGGAUGUCAUUGUUCUUCCCCACUCCCAGCGGAGACAGGCUCGCCCACAACGCUCCACGGCUUUCCAGUGUGUCCUGAAGCACCUAGAAGGGCCUGUCUUCACCCAGGGAGCUGAGUACCAGCUGCGUCUCUCCCUUUUUGAUACCACCUACCACCACUUCUUCGGGAGGACAUGGAGGAGCAGCUGGCGAGCUGCCCGCACUGCCCCGCCGCGCUCAGCCAGGGUGGCUUUUAAUGAGGAUGUUUACUUCCACACCUCCUUGAACCACCAUGGCAUCACCAUCGUCAUGGAAGUGGUGGUGACAGCCAGGAAAGGGGAUGGGGACUCUCAGCAUCUCUCCUGUGGCUUUGGAGUGAUCCCCCUCUUCAGCAGCGGGUCAGAGGCGACAGACCUGACUGCUGAGGACAGAGUACUGAAGCUGUACCAUGGGACGCCACGUGCCCUGCUGCACCCACACUUCCAGGACCCUGUGGAAAAGAACAAAUACCUGACGGUGAUGGAGAAAAGCCACCUGCAGUACACCCUGAGGCCCCACCAUCCCCUGGAGAUGAUAUUCCACCUCCUGCCUGAAAACCUGAUAUCUGGACUGCAGACUGUUCCCGGCUUGAUGCCGGCGUGCGGAGACACAAGUGACUGCUUGCAGAAACCCCAGCCAAUGAAGCCAGUCACCUACUAUCUGGAGAGGCUGUCUGUCCAGCUGUACCCUUCCUUGGAGGAAUUUGAGGAAGAACUGCUGGACUUACUGAAUAGUGAUCGCUUACUUCAGGCUAACGCUGCACCAGACGGCAACAGGAUGGCAGUUUGGGAGCGACGGCUGCACGUUGGUGUCCACAACGGCCUGCGCUUCGUCCAGGUGCCACAUGUGGCUGUGCUGGUGCCAGAGGCAGAGGUGGCAGAGGGCGGCUGCCCAGAGGCACCCAGCUCUGGAGCCAGGGGCGUGGGUCGAGCCCUGGUGCUGAGGAGCUGCAUCCACCUGAGCGAAAUGGUCCCUCACCCAGCGUUCAAGGUCUGCUUCCAGCUGGAGUACAUCUUCUGCAGCUCGGGGAGAGGUGGUGGGAAGGCCCUGCCCAGCAGCGCCUGUGGUGAGGUGACCGACCUACGCUGGGUGUGCUGGGCCACCUGGAGCCCCGUCCCGGGUGCUGGUGAGACGGAGGUGGUCCUGCCCCUGUGUGGGUGCCACCGCAGCCACUGCCAAACCUUGGUCUGCCGGACCCCACCGAGCAGCAGGAGCUCCAACAAGGGGAAGGACGUGGAGUCUGGGACUAUCCAGUUCCAUUUUUCCACUGAUUCAGAAGAACAUCUUGUAACUACUGCGGAGAUCCGAUGUAAAGACAGGGACGAGUCGGAGAAGCCUCCUACGCCAUCGCUGAGUGUGCCGGCCCCACAACGAAUGGCAACCUCCCCACGGGGACCAGGGCUGUCAGUGUCCCAGCUGUCGGCCCCACCGCGGGGCAGGGUCCAGCCCCCGGCACUGCCGCUCAGCCCUGGCUUUUGGCAUGAGGCGGGGAUCGUUCACCUGGAGGCUGACCUCAGCUCGCCGGACCCAGAGCCUGGUGCCAGCGACCAGCUGCGGGCAUUGCCCUUCACCCCGCUGCAGGUGCCCAUCACUGCUGUGGGGCUGCAGGCAAGCAGUUCCUGCACGCCCCUCUCCCGUGCCUUCCUGGCGUGCCUGCAUGCUGCCGGCUUCCCGGAGAUCCUGGACUGCAACCAGGAGCCAGUGGAAAUCUCAGAGCCGGUAGACCUGGCGGGUUUCAGCCCGCAGUUGGAGGAAGCUGACCCUCUGCAAGGCAAUGAAAUAAUUCUACAGUUCUUGGCUUUUGGCAGGGAUGCCCGGGAUGGCAUGGAGGGGACGUGGCCGAGGACCAUCUUCCUCACCUUCCAGUUCUACCGCUUCCCACCGGUCACCACUCCUCGGCUGCAGCUGGUCAGCAUGGACGGGGGGUUGGCGACCAGGCUGGCUGUGCCAGUGCAGCUUCUUGUCCAGGUGAACAAGGAUGGGGCCCACAGCAGCGGACUGCCAGGCUUGCAGCUGAAGUACAUGGUGGAUCCCAUGUUCCUGCGACCUGGGGAGCAGCGCUGGUUUGUGCGGUACCUGGCCGAGCACAGCCUCCAGAUUGACGUCUGGGAUGGAGACUCCCUGCUCCUUGUUGGGUCUGCUGCUGUCAGACUGCAGUCCCUGCUGCGCCAGGGCCGGGCAGCCAUCAGGACCCACCAUGAGCUGGAGGUGGCCAUGACCGAGUAUGAGCCAGAUGGGACAGUGAUGGGCUGGGAAGCACUGCGGCAUGGUGCCCUGCGACCCCUCGGCAUCCGCGUGGCCGUGAGGGGCCACCUCCACCUCUUCCUGGCCAAUGUUGGCCACCCGUGCGAGGAGACCCCAGGGCAGCCGCUGUCCCUGCUGCCAUCCUGCUCCCACACUGUGCCCACACCGGACAGUGCUGGCAGCAUCCCAGCCAGCAGCUUUUUCUCUCUGAACGCCGCUGGUGGCAGGCGGGUGUCGCGGGCACGGAGGCUGGUGGAGGUGGACAGCGAACUGGCAGCUGCGCUGCAUAGCCACCAGACAGAGGGGAGGCUGACCCCCCCGGAUGCCCCUGGUGAGGCUGAGGCUGCCAACUGGUGCAAGCUGCGGCGCAUGGCACUAGUGCGGCAGCAGGAGGAAGCCAGUGGUGGGAGGAUGCCCCAGCUGUCGGGCUGGCAGGAGCGGUGUGCCAGGCACGCACGGGACCUGCAGAUCACCAACACCUACCGGGAGCACAUCAAGGGCGAGAACAUCUGCCAGAUGCUCAGCCAGGCCAUCACCUCCACCCACACUGUGCAUGCUGUGCUGGGGAUGGCUGAGUUCUUCGAGUUCACUCUGAAGAACCCCUACAGCAUCCAGCAGACUGUGACCAUUGAAGUGGACCACUCUGAGCUCAGUGUCAUACUGGACCCGAGGGAGUGGCGCCACUUCAAGGAGCUGACCAAGAGCGUGACACCGGUGGAAGAGGCGAUGUUCCACCUCCGUGACAACCUCAGGCCUCAGGUCUACCUGCGCCCCAACGAGACUGUCCGCAUCCCCUUCAAAUACCAGACCUUCUCUGCGGACCCUGCUGUUGUCGCAGUGCAGGGGCCGGCAGGGCUUGGCACCGGUGCAGACGUGACCGCCUGCUCCCUGGGGAUGAGCAGGGCCGGGCGGACGAAGUACAUCCAGGUCUCCUUCCAGGUGAGCGAGGGGAAGCCCAUCGCACUGCUGCGGGUGAAGGUGGAGCCGCAGCCCCAUGUGGUGGACCAGACCUUUCGCUUCUACCACCCGGAGCUCACUUUCCUGAAGAAGACCAUUCGGCUGCCCCCCUGGCACACCCUCCCUGGCGCGCCGGUGGGCAUGCUGGGGGGGCAGCCUGAGAUGUUUGUUCGCUGCAGCGACCCUGACAUCAUUUGCGAAACCAAAAAUAUGGGGCCUGGGGAGCCGCAGGACAUGUUCCUAAAAGUAGCUGGAGGACCAAGCCCGCAGAUUAAGAAGUUCUUUGUUGCUAUUUACAUGGACACGUGGCUGGCAGCGCCCAUCCAGAUCUGGCAGUUCUACCUGCACUCACUGCAGCGCCUGGACGUCAGCUGCACCGUCGGGCAGCUCACCCGCCUCUCCCUGCUGCUGCGGGGCACCCUGGCCACGCGGAGGGUGCAGGCCUUCACCUCCCACCCCCAGGAGCUGGAGCUGGAUCCAGAUGGUGCCUUCGCUCUCCUUGCCAACGGCAUCCAGGACCUGUACAUCGGCGUGAGGCCUCGGCGGGCUGGCAACAGGUUCAUCUACCUCAAUCUGGUGGAUGUGGAGUCCCACCAGCUGCUGUCAUCCUGGCUGCUCUGCCUGUCCUGCAGGCAGCCCCUCAUCUCCAAGGCGUUCGAGAUCUCGCUCCCCGUGGGAGGCGGGAGAGGCUGCAACAAGUGCAUCACCUACACCAACCCCUACCCCUCGCCCCGACUCUACUUCUUGUACACCAACAGACCUGACCUCCUGCAGUUCAAGGAGGACUCCUUUGAGGUUGCCGGCGGGGAGGUGUACACCAUUGGCUUGCGCUUCGCCCCUAGCCAGAGCACAGGUGAGGAGGAGAUCCUGAUUCACAUCAAUGAUCGUGAGGACAAGAAUGAGGAGACCUUCUGUGUGAAGGUCCUCUACCGGUGAGGCUACCCGCCUACUGCAGCAAAGCAGCUGGCCUCUGUGCCGGCCACCGCUACGCCCCAGGUAGUGCUGCCUCGGAGAUGCCCAUGUCUCUCUGACAGGGCAUUGUGACCCUGGUCCCCUCGUAGUCACCAAGCCGGGAGGUCUCACUGUCUGCUGGGGUCCUGGGCCAUUGCCAUGUGCGCGGGCGCUGCCACACGGCUCCAUCAGCACAAACUGGGGAGAGCAGACGUAUUUGUUACCACACGUUGUGGCUGCAGGUUGUCCUUAUUUUUGUUAAGCAUUACUGUAUUUUAGGCUUGUUGGCAUCUUCAAAAGUCUGCAGAUCUGAUUCUGCAGAAUAUUGUUGAAGUAUUUUAUGUUAUACAUUGAGUUUUGUACACACCGCAGCAGUUUUCUGGUUUUUUUGAUACUUUUUGCUCAUCCUUAUAAAGUUAAACUUGCUGCGCAGAACUGGCAGAGUGAGGCAGCGGUUUUGUCUGUGGGAGGUGGAAACACUCUGCGUCCCCAUCCUGUGCAGACGAGUGCUGGGCUCACCCUUCCCACCGUUGUGCUGCUGUCAGUCCUGUGGUGGGGAGCACUGGGGGUCCCCUGUGUCCUCUCCCAGUUCCAUGGAGCAUCUGGGUGUCCAGGCAGGGAAGGCGGAGGGGAAUGAUGGGAAAAUAAGGUGCGGGCUGAUGCCCCGGGGGGUGAGGGUUGACAGCCCCAUCCCCAUGUGUUGUGAUCUUGCGUGUUGGGUGCUAAAAGGCUCCCCCCAUUCCUCACCAGUUCACAGCACAUCUAUAGCUGUUCGCUCACGCUGUGAUGUAUUAAGAUCACUGUGUGGAGGGGAAAAACCCAGAGAGGUGAGAAAAAAGGGAGCUGAGGCAGGCAAAGGGGGGUGUCAGCCGUGGGGGUGGCUGGGGGAUCCCUGCCCCUCGCUGUGCCCCUCUGCUGCUGUGGCUGAGCGGUGAGCAGAGCCCCGGUGGGCAGCCCACUGCUCCCAGGGGACUUGUGCCCCCUCUUUGUGGGUCUGAAGCUGGAGAAUUAGUAGCCCCACUGAAGUAGCGUGCCGAGUUCCUCUGCCUCCCAAGGCCUGAUUGGAAAUGACAGCUAAUAUUUUAAAAAUGAUUAUGCUGUCUGCAGCACAGAGAGGCCCCUAAGUUGGGUUAUUAAAGUAGAUUAGCUGAAUAAUUUUCAUUAUGUUUUCACACAACGAUAUUUCUUGAGGCUUAUGAAUGAGCUGGUGCUGUACCCUCCGCCGCGACAGAUGAGACGGCUUGAGUGCCAGGCGUUCACAGCCGCCAGUGAGCGAUGUGCCGGCGGGCAGGGAAUGCUGUCAGGGGGACUCGAGCUGAGCCGGCAGCUCGGCAGCCACGCUGCCAUGAAACGUGACCGGCCGCUGCAGCCCGUGGCUCUUGCUCACCAAAAUAUGUACGGUGCGGUGGGCAGCAGCCGUGCAGGCAGCGUGCUGCCUGCUCCCCCAAAGCUGUGCCAUGGCUUUGACCCAAAAUCUGCAGAACUGAUGAGACUGUUAAGGAAAGCUGAAAAAGAUUUUCUCAUUAGGAAACAGAGAUGUCUUGUGUCCCGGUGCCUUCGAGAGGGACCCGGACACCUGUGGCUGCUCCUCCUUUGUGGUGCUGCAAGCCCCUGACAGCACUGGUUUAGGAAACGUGUGUGAGAAUUUGUCACUUCUGAGUGGUGUAAGGGUAUGUGGGAAAAGCUCCCGCAGAGCUGUGAUGAAGCGGGUCUGAGCUGUCUGCCGGCCAGCCUAGAUAAGUGCUAGUGGCUUUGUUGCAGAUGAUGGAGGUGUAAUGAGGUGGCUGGAUUAUUUACACAGGCGCCUAUAUUUAGCUGCAGACUGUAAGUGGAGUGCAAGAAAGCAGGAGCCAGUUGGGGCGAGGCAGCGGCACAGCCUGGGCUUUUCCCUUCUCCCCUGUAUGUCCAGGGAGGGAGCGCAGGUGAGAGCCACGCUACCUCCUCCAGCCCGGAAUACCUUUCCUACAGCACGGACAGUCCCGUAAAUCUUUGUAGGGCAUUCAUAUGCCCUGCUGGUGCCUAUUAAAUUGUUUUCACUAUAUUAGCUUUAAUUAAA